GCAGAAGCAGGAAAGAAAAGAUAGCAAAGAAAAGGGAAACAGAAAAGAAAGGUAGGUAACGUGUGUCAGUAUGAGAGUUUUUUCCUAUACAGGAGGAUCAAGAAAAGAUGGUUUAAGGUAAAUAUAUAUAUACAUAUAUGUCUAUGCAUGUGGCAAAUAUGCAUGUGCCUAUACAUGGCAAUUUAUAGAAUUCAUCAACAUUAUUAAGACAUUUUAAACUACUUUAGAAUUAAAUUUCUGACUGUACCAAAAUAAAUGUGUAUUUGCAGAUGCCAAACAUCCGGUAACUCCGAAAGAGGGAGAGGACCACAAGGAAGUGGACCCAGGAGGCCAUGGCGCAGGCCCAAGAGGAAGUGAAAGCAGGCAGGCUCAAUCUACGGCAGGCAGCCCAGGAGUUUGGGGUCCCAAAAACCAGCCUGAGUGACCGAGUCAGUGGAAGGGUGUCCUCUGAUUGUGUCCCGGGUCAGAGGACUUUCCUCACCCCUGCAGAUGAGGAUUCCCUGGUGGAGUACCUCUUGUACUCUGCCAGUCAUGGGUUUCCACUGACGAAGCCUCAGGUCCUGGCUCACGCUCUGGCCGUAUAUAACCUCCGCCACCAGGCAGCCCCCAAGACUGGGCUUGGCCAGACGUGGUGGAUCAACUUUAGGGAGCGACACCACCAUCGCCUGGCUGCCCGGACCCCAGACAUAUUUGACCGUGGGAGAGCAUCUUGCGCCAAGAGGGGGCCAAUAGAGGAGUACUUUAAGCUCCUCACCACCACCAUGGAGGAGCACGGGUUGAGGGAGAAACCCCGUCAGGUUUACAACUGUGACGAGACACGGGGUUCCAGCUGGAUGCUACCAGAAAGAAGGUCAUUGUGCCCCGGGGGACUAAACACGCUUACAGGCAGGCCCAGGGAACCAGGGACCACAUCACCGUCCUGGCCUGCCUCAAUGCCGCUGCGGAGGAUAUACACUUUCAUAAUCUACAAGGGGGGAUAUCCAGGGGGCCCCUACAAUAAAGAUGGGGUUCCCAAUGCCCUCUACGGGAAGUCGUGAGCAGGGUACAUAGACAGUGAGCUGUUCAGGAAGUGGUUUGUCGAGCACUUCCUGAAGUUUGCCAGUCAGGAGUGCCCGCUGCUGCUCAUAAUGGAUGGACAUCAGUCCCACCUGGAUCCAGAGUUGGUCCGCACGGCACAAAGGGAGGGUGUCAUUCUCCUGCCUGCCACCACACACCUCUCACAUCCUUCAGCCUUUGGAUGUGAGUUUAUUCAGACCAUUGAAGGCAGAUUUCUCUGGUGUUACAGGAGAUCUGUCGGCAUUGAGCCACUCCUUCUUGGUUUCUAAGAAGGAGUUUUCAAGGGUCCUAAGAGACUCCUACCAGAGGGUGAAGGAUCGGAGAGUGGUGGUGGCUGGGUUCAGGAGGUGUGGCAUUCACCCUCUGGACAUUGACUGGUCAUGGGUCAUGCCGUUCGGGACCUCCUCGCAACCUCCGCCAACCCUAUCGGCAUCUUCCUGGGCUGCGCCUGAUGUUUCCCUUCCCUCCCAACCCAAUCCCCCUUUCCCAGCCCAAUACCCCACCUGCUCCACCUGCCUCUCCUCCUCCCCCUCCCCCAAAUCCUCACCUCACCCAUCCCCUGGUAACAUCAGGCCGGAUUUCGGUUGACCUGGCCCACCUCCUGACCGAAAUCAAAUACAAAACUGGUAAGGUCAGGAGGAAUGUCACCAAGACCAGGUUACUGACAGCCCAGGAGAUGUCCGACGUCAUCGAGGAGGCGGAGGAUCGAGCUGCAAUGAGGGAAGCACAAGCUUUGGCCAGGCCAGACAGUGAGCAGCAGCGGGUCAAAGACAGGUGCUCGGCAGCCACUUCCUCCACCCUGUCUGGCGGCUCCCGCCCCUGCCGCAGAAGGCAGGUGUCCCUCGGGGCUCCUUCCACCUCCAGCUCCGGACUUUCCAUGGCCGGUCCCUCAACCCACUCUGCCCCCUCUUGUGCCUCCCACGGUCCCUGGCUGCCUGCCAGCACAACAUCACAGAGCCUGCCUGCUGAGGAACACGGCCACCUUCCUCCAUCUACUGCCUCCAAACCUGCAGACGCCGGACCAUCAUCCAGCUCCUCGUCUGCUGGACCCACGACAUCCACCGGUCACACUCCUGAAGACAACAGUUUGGGAGUGUGGCCGGCAGGGAACCUGACCCUCCAAAGAGCUCAGAGGGAUUGGUGUAGUGGGUCCAGUGUGACAGCUGCCACACAUGGUACCACGCCAUGUGUGUGGGUUGGGACGUGGAGCUGGAUGACGAGGAGGAUUUUAAAUGUUAUUUCUGACACUUUCAUUGUACUGGAGCAAAUGGAGCCUCAUGGAAGCAGCAGCAUCACCUGUGAAACCCCCUGUUAA
Messenger RNA from Hypomesus transpacificus, 2371 nucleotides. RefSeq names its product putative protein TPRXL. Bases 1508 to 2371 code for a protein of 287 amino acids. Lineage: Eukaryota; Metazoa; Chordata; Actinopteri; Osmeriformes; Osmeridae. The record is from RefSeq and is a predicted model, not a curated record. The transcript is spliced from 4 exons.